AUCUUCUGACCCUACAAUCUCAGAAUCCAGUUUUCCCAGCCAGUACACGCCAAAUGUCUGUUGUGUGAUAAAGUUCGCAAAAAGGCCCCUGAAAAGCUCCACAAUCCCGAUUCCAGCUUGCACAACUUUCUCAGGCGCACCAUUUUGCAAAGCGCAGCAGGAAUCAUGGCUUCCUCCAUCGCCGUCCAGUCCGUCUCCGUGGCUUCCUUCGCCACUGCCUCUGCCAAGGCCUCUGCCACCAGCCAGUCUGCGGUUGCUGCCCCCCUCCGCUCAUUCUCUGGACUGAAGCAGCAGAAUGCGCUCUCUGCUUCCAGCUCCAACCAGUGGGAGUCAAAGACUGUGUCCAAUGGUGCUCGCACUCAGGCCAUGAAGGUGUGGACCCCCUUGAACAACAAGAAGUUCGAGACCCUUUCGUACCUGCCCCCCCUCCCCGCCGCUUCCCUCAUGAAGCAGGUGGAGUACCUUCUGAGCAAGGGCUGGAGCCCUUGCAUCGAGUUCGACGAGAACGGCACCAUCUACAGGGAGCACCACACCUCCCCCGGAUACUAUGAUGGCCGCUACUGGACUAUGUGGAAGCUUCCCCUCUUCGGCUGCACUGAUGCUGCCCAGGUUCUCAAGGAGAUUUCCGAGUGCAAGUCUGCCUACCCCAAUGCCUACAUCCGUGUCCUCGGAUUCGACAGGAAGAGGCAGGUGCAGGCUGCCGCCUUCAUUGUGUACAAGCCCGGUCAGUAUUAAUUCGCAACAGCCAAAAGAUUAUGCAGUUCAACUAACAGCUUGCUGCUCUUAGUACGACGUUGAACUUUGUGGUAGCUAAGUGUUGUGCGGUCGUGAUCACACUCGCCGGUCGAGUCACUGCGCGGCCUAGGUAUAUUCAAAAGGUAUCAGCUGAGUUGGCUUGGCGUCGAACCUUGAUAGCACAACUUUUAGCUGAGCUAGUGCUGUGGCGAGUUGAAAGGAGGAUAGACUGUGAUCCGAGCAAGAGGCCUCCCGGCUUGAGCUUGAUCGUUUUGAUCUAAACUGCACAGCGUUUGGUGAAGGUUCUUGUUCCAAGUACCUUUGUCAUAUUGCCUUGCUACACAGCUCUCUCCCCGGCUCUUAUGCAUCGAUGCCCACUAAAAUGCGAGUGCAACAAAGUACGCCAUGCACUGAC
This is a messenger RNA of Klebsormidium nitens, 1150 nucleotides long. Lineage: Eukaryota; Viridiplantae; Streptophyta; Klebsormidiophyceae; Klebsormidiales; Klebsormidiaceae. The record is from the annotation of a GenBank genome assembly.